AUGUCAAAGGGAAUCAUCAAGAAGGAGGACAGCGUCUUCAACUUGACGAAACCUGCUCUGUACUCGAUUUAUGACACUGAUGUCACACGCAGCGAGCAGGACUACAGGCUGCUCCAUGAGCGUCCCGUGCACUUGGGGUCCGGCAGAGUGCGCCACAAGCGGAAGAUGCACGAGGUGUUGCUGAACGGUGUCAUUGCCGUGACGCUUCUGUUCUGGACGGGUGUUCUCUUUGCCAAACUUUCCGCUGAGUUGUACGACAACAGAUCCUUGAAGAAAUGGAUGCUCUCGUACACUUUGGACCACAUAUCGAAAUGGGUCAACACGUACGUUGUUAGUGUCCCCGCGUUUGCCGUCUACGGUGUUCUUGGAGUGCUUUGCGGUGUCAGCGUCCCACUAUUGGACGAAUACGUGUUCCAGCACCGUCUGGACGACGGUGUCGACUUCAAGUCCGUGCUUAAGUGUCUGAAUGCUCUACUAGGUGUGUGCUUUGGUAUCAGGACCAUUCAAUGGUCCUCUUCAAUGCAAGGUGCCGGUGCCUGGUGUCUUCUGAACGUGCUUCUGUGGGUUUUCUUCGACGGCACUUGGUCCAUACUGACAAUGGGCACGGCAGUUGUUUUAGUCAGUGUUGUCAUGGGCCGCGGUGCAAGCUCUUCGCUGUCGUACUUGCUGUACAUAGUAGACUUCUAUUCCUUCAGCUUCAUGAUCUUUGGGAAGCUUGGACGGUACCUGUUCAACUAG
Messenger RNA from Huiozyma naganishii CBS 8797, 738 nucleotides. It is a transcript of the gene NSG1, whose product is annotated as Nsg1p. Lineage: Eukaryota; Fungi; Ascomycota; Saccharomycetes; Saccharomycetales; Saccharomycetaceae. The record is from RefSeq and is a predicted model, not a curated record. Gene Ontology annotation, biological process: sterol biosynthetic process. The transcript has a single exon. Bases 1 to 738 code for a protein of 245 amino acids. Gene Ontology annotation, cellular component: endoplasmic reticulum.